CGGGCAACGUCAUGGAGACUCACGAAGUGACCGAGCGGCGUCCGCUUUAGGAUGCUGGAAUGCCUUCGCGUGGUGCGCGUGCUAAUAGAGCGCGAUUUUAUCCCAUUGGAGCUUGGAGGUGGGUCUGCAAGUCCUUGUUUUCCUUGCUGGCGUUUGUAUUGCUGGCAUACGGACACUCAUUCGAUCAUGAUGAGUGGCUGGCUGAACUUCUCGAGCGAGGAGGAACACCGCCAUCAGGCGUAUACGUAGACCAAACGGAGGAAUCAGCGCCGGGUGGCAGUGACAGUCACGAGCCCAAUACGCUCGGGCUGCUGGAUGCUUUCCUCGAUAGUCCUGUGGGCCAUAAUCCAAGGAACACCUUCUCUUGCAAUUCUCGAUAUCCUGCAGUAGCAUCGCAGCCAGCACUGCAAACUCCUGUUAUUGACUGGUCAUUAAUUUACCCAGAUACCCUUUCCUCCCUCGCACAAGAACACCGCCUCUCGCAUUCACCGGCUUUCACGCACGUUCACAGCUCGGUUGGACUCCAUGCUCAUGGCGACACCCGAUGCGCAAGAUGAUAUAUUCGAUGCCGUCGAGAACGCGGUCCGGAUCCCAUAUGGCCUGGAGGACAGCGUAGAUUCGACAGAUCUGCGGCGAAUCUGUGAGUAGCGUGCUAGAAUGACCAAGGAUCGAAGGCGAUCAAGAUGUUGGAGUCGCUGUGUCGUGUGUAUGCGUGGCGAAAGAUGCAAAACGAUAUCACUCCCCCGAUGUACACUGCCUUGCCGGUCUUCACGCAACCGAAGGCACCGAAGACCCCGGAUACCAG
Molecule: messenger RNA, 805 nt
Organism: Laetiporus sulphureus 93-53
Lineage: Eukaryota; Fungi; Basidiomycota; Agaricomycetes; Polyporales; Laetiporaceae
Exons: 1
Coding region: 60-557 (165 amino acids)
Source: RefSeq, a predicted model, not a curated record